AUGACUAGAUCAGUCCUAUCAACUGGUAUAUCUGUAGGAUCUAAUCGUGGUUAUAUAGUAACCAAGAGAGCACAGAAACCUAGGCCAAGCUCCAGAAAAGGUAAAUUAUGUGCUAGAAAUGUAUUGGUACGACAAGUAAUUCGUGAAGUAGCUGGAUUUGCUCCUUAUGAAAAGCGUAUGAUGGAGUUAUUGAAGGUAGGAUCAGCUUCUACAGCAAAAAGAGCAAUGAAAUUUGCUAGAUCGCGUCUAGGUACAGAAAAAAGAGCCAAGAAGAAGAGAGAUGAAUUGGUUGAAAUUAUACAACAGCAAAGAAAGAGGACUGCUGCAUAA
This is a messenger RNA of Cryptosporidium muris RN66, 330 nucleotides long. RefSeq names its product 60s ribosomal protein L36, putative. Gene Ontology annotation, biological process: cytoplasmic translation. The transcript has a single exon. Gene Ontology annotation, cellular component: ribosome; cytosolic large ribosomal subunit. Lineage: Eukaryota; Apicomplexa; Conoidasida; Eucoccidiorida; Cryptosporidiidae. The coding region runs from base 1 to 330 and encodes 109 amino acids. The record is from RefSeq and is a predicted model, not a curated record. Gene Ontology annotation, molecular function: structural constituent of ribosome.